Molecule: messenger RNA, 270 nt
Organism: Sphenostylis stenocarpa
Lineage: Eukaryota; Viridiplantae; Streptophyta; Magnoliopsida; Fabales; Fabaceae
Source: the annotation of a GenBank genome assembly
AUGGCUUCUAACUUGCGAGCAUUUUGGAACAGUCCAGUUGGUCCAAAAACAUCACAUUUUUGGGGACCUGUUGCCAAUUGGGGGUUUGUUGCUGCUGGUUUGAUGGACAUGAAGAAACCUCCAGAAAUGAUCUCUGGAAACAUGACAGCAGAUUUGCAUGGAUGGUGCAACCUCGAAACUAUCUACUUUUUUGUUGCCAUGCAUCCAAUGAGACCGUACAGUUAUGGCAACUCUCCCGUUGGGCAAAGGGGAAUGGAUCGACGUGGGUAA